Molecule: messenger RNA, 1074 nt
Organism: Angiostrongylus costaricensis
Lineage: Eukaryota; Metazoa; Nematoda; Chromadorea; Rhabditida; Metastrongylidae
Source: the annotation of a GenBank genome assembly
AUGUUGACUGCAUUCGUUUUUCUCCUCGUCUACAGCGAGGCGGCAUUGUCGUUCAUGCACAUUCGUGAUCCGAACUCAUGGACGCAACUUCAUCAACUGGAGGAGGCGAACAACGUUCGUAGACGUUCAGCCUAUAAGUGGACAGAAGAAUGGCUUGAUAACGUACCUGUCGACCACUUCUCAUUUGCUAAUAAGGACAAUUUUAAGCUACGGUAUUUUCUUAACGUCGAAAGCUAUGAAAAAGGUGGCCCGAUUUUCUUCUACACGGGAAAUGAAGGGAAACUGGAGGGCUUUGCGAUGAACACGGGUUUUAUGUGGGAUAUCGCACCAGAGUUCCAUGCUGCCGUCGUCUUCGCUGAACAUCGCUUCUACGGAAAAACUCAACCUUAUGGCGAUAAGAGUUAUAAUACGACCGAUCACCUUGGUUAUCUUAGCUCAGAGCAGGCUCUGGCUGAUUUUAUAAUGCUUAUCGACCACCUUAAGCAAAAGAAACUUAAUGGUGCACAGAAAUCAGCAGUGAUUGCUUUUGGAGGGUCAUACGGUGGGAUAGCCAUUGCCUCAUCAGCGCCAGUGUUCUGGUUCAUAGAUUCGAAAAUUCCAGAAGAUAUCUACGACAAGAUUGUUACUCGUUCAUUUAUGGCGGCAGGCUGCAAUCGAAAAGCGAUUGAAAAAGGAUGGUUAGCACUGCGGAACCUUGCGCAGACAGCUAAUGGUCGAUCAUACUUGAACGAGGUGUUUCAUCUUGAGGAGAGAUCUCGCUUAACUUCCGAAAACGACUACAAAUUUCUUGCCGACUACAUUAAGGAUGUGUUCGAGACAAUGGCAAUGGUGAACUAUCCGUAUCCCACCGAAUUUCUCACCUCAUUGCCCGGUUGGCCAGUAAAGUACUGCACCGAAAUGGUUCAACCACAGUGCUCAAGUGGAUGGCCAAAUGAUUUCUUCUGGAAGAGUUGUCCAUUCACCGUUGAAGGAGCGAUUGAGGAUUGUAAAGCCUGGUACGUUCUAAAGAACACUGUGCAUGAAAAUAGUUGUCAGGUUGGGUUAGGGUGGCCCUUAUUUAAUUCCUAUACUUAA